AUGGCUGAUCAUUCUAGGGAGCCAGAGGGGGUUCCUGUUUACCCUAACUAUGCUCUGCUCUUAAAGAGAGAAGCUACCUUUAAAGAUGGAUGGCCCGAGUCUUUAAAAGGAUUAUUACCCAACCUAGCCAAAGCCGGAUUUUAUUACAGGGGAGUGAGUGAUAAGACCAUCUGUUUUCAUUGUGGUAUGACUUUAAACUGCUGGAAACCUACAGACGACCCUUAUGUAGAACAUGCUUAUUGGAACCCUAAUUGUCCUUACAUCAAUACUUAUAAAGGACGUGAGUGGGUGAUGAUCGUAUUCAUUAACCAUUUACUCCGGGUGGGAUACAAAGUUUCACCUGAAAUUAAACCUCUACUAGAGCAAACCUCUACAGAGAUUCAGGCCACAGGAAAAUGUCACAUUUGUGGACACGUAUGUUGCUGUUCAUUAUGUGCUCCCACCUUCCGGUAUUGCCCCAUUUGUCGAUCCGAUGUGAAGAGAACUCAACGUAUAUUUCUGUGUUGA
Molecule: messenger RNA, 507 nt
Organism: Saccostrea echinata
Lineage: Eukaryota; Metazoa; Mollusca; Bivalvia; Ostreida; Ostreidae
Product: death-associated inhibitor of apoptosis 1-like
Exons: 1
Coding region: 1-507 (168 amino acids)
Biological process (GO): negative regulation of apoptotic process; regulation of cell cycle
Cellular component (GO): spindle microtubule; nucleus; cytoplasm
Molecular function (GO): cysteine-type endopeptidase inhibitor activity involved in apoptotic process
Source: RefSeq, a predicted model, not a curated record